Rubroshorea leprosula is the source of this 1665-nucleotide messenger RNA. Lineage: Eukaryota; Viridiplantae; Streptophyta; Magnoliopsida; Malvales; Dipterocarpaceae. The record is from the annotation of a GenBank genome assembly.
GAGUAUCAUAGCAAAACUUAGAUAUCUGCAAAGUUUUGGAGCUUACCAGAACAUGUUUUCUGGGAAUAUUUUGGAUGUCUUUGGCAAUUUUUCUCAACUUUCCAAUCUCAAGGUAGGAAUUAACCAAUUUUCUGGGGAAAAUCCCACCUAGUCUGUGGGAAUGUCAAGUUGUCAAAAGCUCAAGACCUUGGACCUAGCUGAAAACAGGCUUACUGGAAGCAUACCAACAGAAAUAUUCAAACUUUCCAAUUUGACCAGCUUGUAUCUGGGACAAAACCUUCUAGGUGGUUCUGUCCCUAGUGAAGUAGGUAACUUGAAAGAGCUUGAAUACUUUGACGUUUCUGGUAAUCAUUUAUCAGAAAAUUUAACUUCAUCCAUUGGAGACUGUUCUUCUUUAAGGUUUCUUAUCCUAGCAAGAAACAACCUUAGUGGUCAAAUUCCAGGUUCAUUUGGGAAGCUGACAUCAAUGGAGAUUUUGGAUCUUUCCUCUAACAAAUUUUCUAGGAAAAUCCUAUUAGACUUGGAAAAUCUUCAAUAUCUAAGGAAAUUAAAUCUAUCUUUCAAUUAUUUGGAAGGAGAAGUUCCAAUAGGAAAAAUCUUCCCAAAUCUUAGCUCAUUUUCUCUCCAAGGAAACAAUGAACUCUACAGCUCCAAUCAAGAAAUUGCAAGAACUUUUGGAGUUUCUCCAUGUAAAACCAAAAGAACAAUUAGAAAGAACAUGCUCAAGAUUCUAGCUUCAGCGGCAGGGGCUACCCUGGUGGCUGCAUCUUGUGCUAGAAGAUGUGGAAUCAGGGUUAUGCUUGACUCUGCUACAAAGGCUAAAUAUUGCCAUAUUGCUUCUGCAAUGGAUUAUCUGCCCAAUGACUGCAAUCCACCAAUAGUACAUAGUGACCUGAAACCCGAAAACAUUCUUUUGGAUGAAGACUUGACUGCUCAUGUUGGGGAUUUUGGAUUGGCAAGAUUUAUUUCUGAAAAUCUAUCACAAGGUAAAAGCAGCACAAUUGGACUGAAAGGUUCAAUUGGUUACAUUGCUCCACGAGGCAAAGCAUCAAGGAGUGGAGAUGUGUACAGAUUUGGGAUCCUUCUGCUUGAAAUAUUCAUUGCAAAGAAACCAACAGAUGCGAUGUUCAAAGAAGGAUUAAACCUCAAUGAAUUCGCAUCUGCAAUGACUCUUAACGGCCAAGCUUUGAACCACAUUAUUGAUCCCAGGCUGUUCAAGAACAUUAACGAUGGAAGUCCAAUGCAAAGCUUAAGCAUUACUUCCUCUAGCAACAGUAGCAAUCGUACCAACCACAGUUAUAGCAUGGAAAAAUAUGAAGAGUGUUUAGGAGCAGUAAUAAGAGUUGGUUUGGCUUGUGCAGCUCAAAAUGCAAGAGAUCGUUUAUCCAUCACAUAGGCCCUUGCAAAGUUACCACAGAUUAAGAAAUCUUUUCCCCGCUCUUGAAAAUGGGCACACGGCAAUGGUGUGUGUGCAAUCGCAGUUGUCCAAUCAUGGUCAUGGGUAGUUUGAACUACACUAAUCUAUAUUUCUAGAUAUCAAGUUGUGAUAUCAUGAUGUAAUGUUAUUUUAUAUCUAGCGGAAGUUAUAUUAGGCUUAGUUUUUCUAUUUUUAUUUGGAUUUGAUUAGUUUUUUUGUUUCGUUUAAGAUAAAUUAUUCGCAUUAAA